Molecule: messenger RNA, 480 nt
Organism: Symbiodinium natans
Lineage: Eukaryota; Dinophyceae; Suessiales; Symbiodiniaceae
Source: the annotation of a GenBank genome assembly
AUGGGAGGAGCUUGGGGCUUCUGCUGUGGUCUGACAGGCAGCUGGAAGAUGCCUGGUGCUGAUUUUGCACGCACGGGUCUCCGCGAGUCUGCUUCCGCUCGUGAAGACAGCUUUGCGGCGCCGGCUUCGUGGUGGAAACGCAAGACAUUCACACUGCUGGCUAAUUUGUUUUCCUUCUAUUUGGCAAUUUUCGUCCGUGUGCACUUCUGCUCACGGCCAGUGCUGGUAUUUGGGCUCGAGUGCUGCAAGGGCCGAGGACACGUCUGCAGUUGGCUGAGUCAACGUUGGACAGGCUUUUCUUUGCAUGUACUCUUCUCUAACAUACCGGCAGCUCCUCCUGUUCAAAUGCGCCGCUGUGACUGUUUCGGGAACUUCCCCAUCGGAGAGGCCUCUGCGAGAGGGAUGUCUCAUGAAUGCACCCCAUAUUCAUGCAACGACAGUUCGGCGCACGUUGAUGCCUGCCGUUUGCAGCAAGGGUAG